Messenger RNA from Paramacrobiotus metropolitanus, 830 nucleotides. RefSeq names its product histone H3. The transcript has 2 exons. Gene Ontology annotation, molecular function: protein heterodimerization activity; DNA binding; structural constituent of chromatin. Bases 142 to 552 code for a protein of 136 amino acids. The record is from RefSeq and is a predicted model, not a curated record. NCBI's taxonomy places the organism in Eukaryota, Metazoa, Tardigrada, Eutardigrada, Parachela, Macrobiotidae. Gene Ontology annotation, cellular component: nucleosome.
CCGAUUGAUGCCGUUAGUCGAAAAAUUUAAUUUGUUGUUAUCGUGAGCUCCGAAUUUGAUUUCAGCUUCUCAGUAGUUAAAUUUAGCAUAGACGUUUUUCGUUGAUUGUUUGUUACGUACUUCAGCUUUCAACGUAUCGCAAUGGCUCGAACAAAGCAGACCGCUCGUAAGUCGACCGGAGGCAAAGCUCCGCGCAAGCAGUUGGCCACCAAAGCUGCUCGCAAAUCCGCGCCAGCCACCGGAGGUGUGAAGAAGCCCCAUCGCUAUCGUCCUGGCACCGUGGCCCUCCGAGAAAUCCGUCGGUACCAGAAGUCCACGGAACUGCUGAUCCGUAAACUGCCGUUCCAGCGCCUGGUCCGUGAAAUCGCGCAGGACUUUAAAACCGAUCUCCGAUUCCAGUCUUCGGCUGUCAUGGCUCUGCAGGAAGCAGCGGAGGCUUAUCUCGUGGGUCUGUUCGAAGACACCAACUUGUGCGCCAUCCAUGCCAAACGAGUGACCAUCAUGCCAAAGGACAUUCAGCUGGCCCGCCGAAUCCGAGGAGAACGUGCCUAAUCGGUUUUACUUUUCGCUAGUUUGUAACAGGAAUGUGAUGGCUUUAACCUUGGAAGUUUUUGCGAUGAAUGAGUACUCUGGCGAUUGUUAUCGUUUUUCAGUUGGCAGUUGUUGUUAGUAAAACGUAUCUUUUCAGCUUCUAUUGUUCUUGCCAUACAUUUCAUUUGUAGAUAUUUUUUCUUUGGUGUAAACCCAAAUAUGAGAUUUUUCAUGAUUGCUUUUACUGCGGAGUCGUGCAGCGUUGCAAAAAGCAAGAAUAAAUCAGAAUGAUGACAGAA